This is a messenger RNA of Penicilliopsis zonata CBS 506.65, 507 nucleotides long. RefSeq lists its product as hypothetical. The coding region runs from base 1 to 507 and encodes 168 amino acids. Lineage: Eukaryota; Fungi; Ascomycota; Eurotiomycetes; Eurotiales; Aspergillaceae. The record is from RefSeq and is a predicted model, not a curated record. The transcript is spliced from 4 exons.
AUGGGAAGAGGGCAUGACGGCAGAGAGCAAUCCUAUGUCGCGUUCUUGGUGAUAGAGACUUAUCCUUCUAGAGACCAGUGGGGGUGGGCGCCUAUGUAUUGGAAUUGCGAUAUACGGAAUGUCUGGGCUGUUCGUGAAGAUGGGCGGGAUCUGGCUACGAGCGAUAUCGCAAUAAUCUGCCAUUUUCCGAGGCGCAAUUUGCAGCCUAUGUUGGAAGUCGUUAUGGAAUCAGCAACGAGGCUACCCGUGGAUUUUGACGCAAGCUAUCUAUGGCUGAAAUCCCAUGUGCCCAAGCCUAUGCCACUAGCUACGGAGUAUGCUGUGUUUGGAUUUAUCGCCGAAACUCAACUCAUGGCUAGGCUUCCCCAGAACUCAGACAGCAUAUUAUCCAAGUUGGAGGCUGAUACGCAAUCAGCCACAGCCAUGGCGCAAAACAAGGACUCUUCAAACUUGAUAAGGCGGUCAAAAAAACACUUCCCUGAGAAAUUGAUCCAAGACUCCCGGUGA